AAAGAGAAACAAGCAAUAUUAUAAUAAUAAUAAUAAUAUUAUUUUAUUACUAGACUCUUGCGAUAAAGAGUUUUGGACAUGUAUAAGCAGUUUUGUAAUACUAAUUAUUUAUGCAGUUCUUCUGUUUCUGUCUGUCUGUCUGUCCAUGAUGCAUCUAAUAAAUUCCCUGAGGUGAUAAAGAUGAUCACACUGCAAAAACUAUUUUGUAUUCUUUUGCAUAACUGUUGGUGAAGUUAGCAAUCCCGAUUGCUAAGCUAGGAAGCUAGGCUUUUCCUCUUCUUUGAAACUUGAAUGCCCUUAUAUAGACUUGAAACAAGCGUUGUCGUUCUUAUAAAAAAAUACAAACAUUUUAUCCAAUAAUUAUUAUUUUAAGUGCGUACUAUGAUAGAUAAUUGAGGAUUUCAUGAUUUUUCAGUUUUAACACUGUUUUGCAUGUAAAAUAUUGAAUUAUUAAUUACUAAAAGAAUGUUGCAAAAUGAUGUAAUGUAAGAAGCAUAACGGCAAGUAAAAGAAAAACAAUACCAGAAUAAAGUAAUACCAGAAUAAGAAAAACAAUUAAAGGCAUCGUGGAAGUUUAGUUGUGGGUGCAGGAAGCAGCCUGAACUGUCUAAAGGACUUCAACCCAGCCCAGCCCAUUAAGAGCGAAUUGGGCACACAAAGCGGUCCGAGUGGGCCCGAAAAGUCCGUGUGAAACUGGGAUACCGAUCUCAGCUCAGUUUUUCUUAGCGUGGUGAAGGAAGAGAAAUAGAACAGCGAGAGAAAAAGAGAAAGGUAACCUAGACCUAGAUUGGUGAAUCGAAGUGAGGUGCAUCUGCAAACUCAAUCGCCAUGGAAACUGUUGCUAGAAGAAGAGGUGGAGGAAUUUUCGAAAGCCUUUACAAGGUUGUUAUGCGUCGCAAUUCUGUCUAUGUUACCUUUGUCAUCGCUGGCGCCUUCCUCGGAGAACGGGCUGUUGAUUAUGGAAUCCACAAGCUCUGGGAGGCUAAUAAUGUUGGGAAACGAUAUGAAGACAUUCCUGUGCUAGGGCAAAAGCUGUCAGAAGAAUGACCAAUUUGUUAGCUUUUUUCUAGUUUUAUUAUAUUCUUGAAAUUUGAAGUGAACAUUAAGAGCUGGAAGCCGUUUCCAUUUUUACAAUAAAUACCUUAUGCUUGUAUCUUUCAGGCUUUAACUCUAAUGCGUGGUUUCAUUUUCUGGCCUUUGAACCAUCGCAGAAUUCUGUAUUUUUUUGAAACCAUUUAUCUGGAAGCAUUGGUUAUGAAAA
Molecule: messenger RNA, 1261 nt
Organism: Vigna angularis (adzuki bean)
Lineage: Eukaryota; Viridiplantae; Streptophyta; Magnoliopsida; Fabales; Fabaceae
Product: cytochrome b-c1 complex subunit 9, mitochondrial
Exons: 3
Coding region: 829-1047 (72 amino acids)
Biological process (GO): mitochondrial electron transport, ubiquinol to cytochrome c
Source: RefSeq, a predicted model, not a curated record